Coffea arabica (coffee) is the source of this 2028-nucleotide messenger RNA. Its product is annotated as benzyl alcohol O-benzoyltransferase-like. Lineage: Eukaryota; Viridiplantae; Streptophyta; Magnoliopsida; Gentianales; Rubiaceae. The record is from RefSeq and is a predicted model, not a curated record.
ACAUCUCUUUCCCAAGUCUUUCACUCCAUGCCCUCUUCUUCUACCACUGCCACACUUCCCUCGUUCCUCAUUUUUCCAAAAAAGUACAGACAAGUACGUGUUCCUGCACCGAUUUAUCAUGGCUGAAUCCUCUAUGAACAAAAGUUGAUCUCCUCGGACUUUCGAGUGACAUGACGAAAGGAACCCAUCGGUAGCUGGAAAAUUGAUUGUGGUACUGCAAAUCACAAGAUUGAGGCUGAUAUGCAAGUAUAUGUGGCUGAUGAAUUCACGAUUUCUUGUCUACUAUUGGAUGUUUAUAACUGCCGACAGAGAUGAGGAUUAGACGGCAAGGGAAGAUUUGAAAGUUAUGAGGCUGGCCAAGUAAUUGAAAAAGGGUAAGAUUUGAUGAGGGGUGAAAAGGGUGGAGGAAAUGGAGUUGGAGUCUUCUGAUAAUCAGUAGGUGGUGGAAGUUUGUUUCUGGACGGUAGAAUGGGAUCCGGAUCAGCAUCAUCAAACUCAAAAAAGUCUUUGACAUUCAGGGUGACCAGACAAAAGCCUGAGCUGGUCCGUCCGGCCAAGUCCACCCCUAGGGAAUUCAAGCUCCUCUCUGACAUCGACGAUCAAGAGGGUCUUCGCACUCAACUCCCCGCCAUCCAUUUUUACCAUAACCAUAAUAAUGAUCCCAGGAUUAAUGGGACCAGGAGGAGAUUAGACCCCGUGAAGGUGAUCAGGGAGGCUAUUGCGAAGGCUCUGGUGUUCUACUACCCGUUUGCAGGGCGGCUGAGAGAAGGCCCCGGAAGAAAGCUGAUGGUUGAGUGCACGGGAGAGGGUGUUCUGUUCAUUGAAGCCGAUGCAGACGUGACGCUGGAGCAGUUUGGGGAUGCGCUUCAGCCUCCAUUCCCGUGCUUGGACGAGCUCCUCUAUGAUGUUCCUCACUCUGGAGGAAUCCUUCACUGUCCUUUACUGCUUAUACAGGUAACUCGUUUAAGAUGCGGUGGUUUCAUCUUCGCAUAUCGCCUAAAUCACACCAUGGCUGAUGGUGCUGGAGUCAGUCAGUUCAUGAAUGAGGUGGGAGAAAUCGCACGGGGAGCCUCUGCCCCAUCUAUACAGCCAGUAUGGCAGAGAGAGCUCCUCAAUGCUAGAGACCCGCCAAGGGUGACGUGCACCCACCACGAAUACGACCAGGUAGCUGACACCAAGGGAUCCAUCAUUCCCCAGGAUGACAUGGUCCAUCGUUCUUUCUUCUUUGGCCCGGCAGAGAUCUCAGCGCUGAGAAAAUCGAUCCCUCUUGACCUUAGUCGCAAGUGUUCGACGUUUGAUGUUCUCACAGCCUGCCUCUGGCGCUGCCGAACCAUCGCCCUCCAGCCUGAACCUAACGAGGAAGUCCGCGUGAUGUGCAUUGUUAAUGCUCGUUCCAGGUUCAAUCCUCCCUUGCCCCAAGGAUACUACGGCAAUGUUAUAGCAUAUCCAACGGCGCUGACGACAGCUGGAGAGCUAUGCAACAAGCCUGUGGGAUAUGCAGUGGAGCUGGUGACCAAGCUCAAACGUGUUGUGACAGAAGAUUACAUGAGAUCUGUGGCUGAUUUAAUGGUUAUUAAAGGGAGGCCUCAUUUCACUCUGGUGAGGACUUAUCUUGUGUCGGAUGGUACCCGGUCUAGGUUGACUGACGUGGACUUUGGUUGGGGAAAGCCGGUGUAUGGGGGGCCGGCCAAGGGUACUGUUGCCAGCUUUCACAUACCCUUCAAGAACAAGAAGGGGGAGGAAGGAAGAGUAGUUCCUAUUUUUCUGCCGGGUUUGGCAAUGGACAGAUUUGUGAGCGAGCUGAAAAACUUAUUGUUGAGCAACAAUGUCCAUCGUGGUGCCAUUACUGAUCGCUCCAUCUCCGUCAAAUCAGCCUUGUGAACUAACUUUCUUUCUGUACCUGAUCAAGUCCACCUCUGUAUUUCUCAUGUCAUUUGGAUUGACUGUAGUUUCUACCAUUUAUGAUCGAGUUAGUGGCACAGUCAUUCUAAUUAGACAAAAACACGUCUCUUCUUCUAUUAUACCUCC